Salvelinus fontinalis (brook trout) is the source of this 2431-nucleotide messenger RNA. RefSeq names its product CDGSH iron-sulfur domain-containing protein 1-like. NCBI's taxonomy places the organism in Eukaryota, Metazoa, Chordata, Actinopteri, Salmoniformes, Salmonidae. The coding region runs from base 286 to 606 and encodes 106 amino acids. Gene Ontology annotation, biological process: regulation of autophagy. The record is from RefSeq and is a predicted model, not a curated record. Gene Ontology annotation, cellular component: mitochondrial outer membrane; intracellular membrane-bounded organelle. The transcript is spliced from 3 exons. Gene Ontology annotation, molecular function: 2 iron, 2 sulfur cluster binding.
UUUCUGCAGAGGCCAUAUCACCUAAACGCUGCAGGGCCAAUGCAGACCGCAGAUUGACCAUGUAAUGCCUUUUAGGCUAUUAGAUAUUUCAAUGUGUAAUUCACACUCCGACCUGAGAAAGGCAGCAAACCAGCGUCUAGUCUGCCGGAACGCACAAGAAAAAUAAGUGCGUUUACAUUGUCAAACAUCUUAAAGUAUGUGCCAUUUAUUACGCAUUCUUUAAGACGUACGGAUAGUUAGCGACGCUUGCUCAACAGGACUGCAAUUCGUUCAAAUUUACAAGCCAUGAGUUCUAACGUUUCCUUGUCAAAAGCGGAGUUGGCGGCAGCCAUCGGUGUGACUGCAGGAGCUACAGCUGCGGGCAUCCUCCUCCUCCAGUACUUCUCCAAGGGGUCAGGGGUCAAGCCCAAGGUCAACUUGGACCUGCAGAAAGACAACCCCAAAGUGGUGCACGCUUUCGACAUCGAGGACCUCGGGGAUAAGGCGGUGUACUGCAGGUGUUGGAGAUCCAAGAAGUUUCCCUACUGCGAUGGCGCUCAUGCCAAACAUAACCAGGAGACGGGGGAUAACGUCGGUCCUCUCAUCAUGAAAAGAAAGGAGGCCUGAAUCCAGUCAAUCAUCCAUCCAUCCAUGUUAUUCCAUGACUGCUGCUGACAUACUGAUGCACACAAGUGCUCUUCGCUACAGAAAGGAUGACAGUGGUUGCCAGUACACUUGGUAGUUGCUCUGAAACAUGGUGACCAAAUCACCUUUUUGGGGCUAUAUUUAUUGUAUUUAUUGAUUGAAGCCACCCUUAUCACAGGACCAAGCGGUUAUCAAUUUUUGGUUGAAAAUGACUUUGUAAUCAUACCUAGAAUAAUGGUAGAUAUUUCGCUGGGAUUACCAAGGAAACAUGGGUGUGGCAGUACUGUAAAGCAAAGUGGUUGUAUAUAUUUCAUUGAGCUAUGGUAUCUGUGCUGUUAUUUUCAGAAUGUUUGUUUUGAUCAAUGUUUUUGCCUUUCUUUUAUACUGUAGACAUCUCAACUUGUCUGUCCCGUUAUGAUACCAUAGACAUCGCAACGUAUCUGUCCCGUUAUGAUAUCAGAGAGAUCGCAACUUAUCUGUCCCAUUAUGAUACCAUAGACAUCGCAACGUAUCUGUCCCAUUAUGAUAUCAGCGAGAUCGCAACGUAUCUGUCCCGUUAUGAUACCAUAGAGAUCGCAACGUAUCUGUCCCAUUAUGAUAUCAGCGAGAUCGCAACGUAUCUGUCCCGUUAUGAUAUCAGAGAGAUCGCAACGUAUCUGUCCCAUUAUGGCACCUGUGAGUGUACGGGCAGCGCCAUUGAGGCAAUCUCUAUUUUGAAGUUGUCCAUUUUCUUCUUCUGCUACUUCUGAGUUGUUAAACAAACUGAAAGGGUGUACACUGCCACCUAGAGGGUGUAGUCUGAACAGGUAUAAAGACAAGGUUGGUGAUUUACUGCCACCUGCAGUUAUGGAAUGUUUGCGCACAAAUAUAAUUCAUUGUCUGAUCCCGCCUGAUGACCUUGAUGGAAUUACGUGAGACUUCCUUAACCCAUAGGAAGUCCCACGCAGUUGACUACUUAAAAAUGGUGAAAGUCCUCAAUGGCGCUGUCCAUGCUAAAACAGGCUGUAGAGUCCUCUAUCAUUCUCUAUGGUUGAUACUCGGGAGUUCCAUGGUCAGGUAAAACACCUGGGGCUACUGAAGCAUCAAGGAAACGGAUGAGGUGCGAUUUUAUUUUUGAUUCAACUUGUGAAAUCAAUUGUAAAAUGGUGUCACUUUUCAAUGGAUUUCAGAUAAAGCUUCUACAGCAUUCUUAUCUGCAAAUGAAGCAGUCGUAAUGAUUACCUUGUUGAUUUUAAGUCUGUGUUAACGGUGAAUCAACAAGUCUAAACUUGUUCCAGCCAUACUACAUACCAAUUAUAUUCCUGGGUUGUGUUCAGUGGGCAAAAAAAACAUGUAAUGUUGUGAAACUAGGAGGUAGCUUACUAGAGAAAUACUCAGUUUAGUUUUUGCUUUAAAAAAGUUUUUGCUACGUUUUGCCCUACUUAACACAGCCCUGUAGCCUACUGAAUGUUUAGUGGCUGAAUCUGAACUUGUCACGCAUCACUUCUGGUAACCAGCUUUAAUAAGGCACAGUUCUGUGUAGUUCAGCGUUUCCCAAACUCUAUCUUGGGGACCCCAAGGGUACACAUUUUGUUUUUUCCCCUAAAUCAACUUAUCGACAAGCUUUGACUAUUUGAAUCAGCUGUGUAAUGCUGGGGCAAAAACCAAUAUGUGCCCCCCCUUUGGGUCCAGAGGACUGAGUUGGGGAUACGCUGAUACUAGUGUGAGAAUGUUAAUUGUCUACAGUCUGUGUGACCUCUUAUUUCCACAAUAUGUGGCUUCAUUUGAAUCCAUCACUUAAUCAUCAAUAAAAACAAUAAUCAUUGUU